Messenger RNA from Camelina sativa (false flax), 1108 nucleotides. NCBI's taxonomy places the organism in Eukaryota, Viridiplantae, Streptophyta, Magnoliopsida, Brassicales, Brassicaceae. The record is from RefSeq and is a predicted model, not a curated record.
AGCAUUUGAAGCCUUUGAUCGUCAACAAUGGGAAACAUUGUAACGCCUUUCAAACAACAACAACCUUCUUCAUUUGCUUACCAGCCUCUCACCGACCCUCUACUUUCAGUGGAGGCACAAAACGAGAAUAUGAGAGUCUUCAGAUUUACGGAUUUGAAGAAAUUAACCAAGAAUUUCAGACAAGACAGGGUAGUAGAAUGUGAAAAUGGCUCUGUUCGAAAAUUCUACAAGGGAUACAUCGAUGAAACCACAUUUGCUCCAUCAAGAACUGAAACAGGAAUCGCUGUUUCUGUCAUGAAAUUGGGAUGUGAUAGGUCAUGCUCUCUACAGGAAUGGAUGGAAAUAGUGAGGUCUCUAGAACACAUUUCUCAUCCUAGUUUGGUCAAGCUUUUGGGUUACUGUUGUGAAGAUAACAAAUCACUCUUCUUGGUUUUCGAAUACUCGCACAGAGUAAGCUUGGACCGUUACAUUUUCGGAAGUUAAGAUCUCUUCCCAAUUAUAACAAUCUGUAUAUAUAGAUAAUAUCUGCAUUACAUAUAGAGUUUCAUGUUUCCCUCAACAGAAGAAGAAGAAGCAUUGACAUGGGAAAUACGGGUUAAGAUAGCCAUUGGAACAGCUAAAGCUCUUGUCUUUCUCCACUCGAUCAACAACAACCCGCUAAAUCGAGAACUUAGAAUGCAUAACAUUAUGCUUGACGAGCAAUACAAUGUUAAAUUGUUUUAUGUUGAUUCAAACAAACAACAUCGUUUGGUAGACGAAGGUCACACUGCGGGAAGAUUUAAAUGUCCACCUCCUGAAUAUUCGUCAGUAACGCAUGCAGGUCGUUUGGGAAAGGAGUCCGAUGUUUACGUCUUUGGUAUGAUAUUGCUUGAGCUUUAAACUGGUUCGACAUACAAAAAGAUAUUCCAGUACAAGAAACGCUUAGGUGUCUGCACUACGUCUCUCUUGCCCCAUAAUUAUAAGGUUGCGGAAAUAAUUGAUCCCCGGCUUGGGAACAAUUAUCCAGUGGAUGCGGCGACACAGAUGGGUACACUCAUCAACAGAUGCACCGAGCAGGAUACCAAGAAACGACCAUUGAUGCAACAAGUUUUGGAUAGUUUGAAUGAUA